AUGUUCAAGCAAACUAGAGCGGUUCUCAAGGAGGCCGUUAAACUCACAUAUAAGAACAUGUUGAGGGAUCCAUCGACGAAGUAUUCGAGGGCACAGCGGAUCAAGCUUCCAGACAGGACAUGGCCAGACAAGGUGAUUGAAAAGGCACCACGGUGGUUAUCCACCGACUUGAGAGAUGGUAAUCAGUCCCUUCCAGAUCCAAUGUCAGUGGAGCAAAAGAAGGAGUAUUUCCACAAGCUGUUAGAAAUUGGCUUCAAAGAAAUCGAGGUGUCCUUCCCCUCUGCCUCUCAGACCGAUUUCGAUUUCACCAGGUAUGCCGUGGAAAACUGUCCUGAUGACGUUGCCCUACAAUGCCUUGUCCAAUCGAGAGAACAUUUGAUUAGAAGGACAGUCGAUUCCCUAAAGGGUGCUCCAACCGCCAUUGUCCAUACCUAUUUAGCAACUUCAGAUUUGUUCAGAGAUGUUGUUUUCAAAAUGUCCCAAAGGGAGGCUCUUGAGAAGGCUGUUGAAACGGCAAAGCUAGUCAAAUCAUUAACUAAAGAUGACCCAUCGUUACAGGACACAAAGUGGGUCUACCAGUUCUCUCCGGAAUGUUUCUCCGACACGCCACCGGAAUUCGCAUUAGAAAUAUGUGAGGCUGUCAAGGCUGCUUGGGAACCUACGGUGGACAAUCCAAUAAUUUUCAACCUUCCUGCAACUGUUGAAGUUGCAAGUCCUAAUGUGUACGCUGAUCAAGUUGAAUAUUUCUGCAGAAAUAUUUCUGAAAGAGAGAAGGUUGUUGUUUCCCUACACUGCCACAAUGACAGAGGCUGUGGUGUUGCAGCCAUCGAAUUGGGCUUAUUGGCUGGUGCUGAUAGAGUUGAAGGUUGUCUCUUUGGUAAUGGUGAAAGAACAGGUAAUGUCGAUCUCACCACCGUUGCCCUAAACAUGUACACCGAUGGUAUAUCUCCAAAUCUUGACUUCUCUGAUAUUCAGGGCCUUAUCGAUGUCGUUGAAAGAGGUAACAAAAUUCCAAUCCAUGAAAGGGCGCCAUAUGGUGGUUCCUUGGUUGUCUGUGCAUUUUCGGGUUCUCACCAAGACGCCAUCAAAAAAGGAUUUAUUGCUCAUGAAGCUAGACAAGCCAAGGGCGAUACCAGAUGGUUGAUGCCAUACUUGCCACUUGAUCCAAAGGAUAUAGGCAGAAGUUACGAGGCUGUUAUUAGGGUCAACUCUCAAUCUGGUAAAGGUGGUGCAGCAUGGAUUGUCCAAAAGGCUACUGGUUUAGACCUCCCAAGACAAUUGCAGAUCUUAUUCUCCAAGGUUGUUCAAGAGAAGGCAGAUUCCAUUGGCCAGGAGUUGAAGUCGGAAGAAAUUGUGUCCUUAUUGAACGAAACUUACAAUGUUGAUUCUAAAUUUGCAAACUCUUUGAAACUCGAGGAUUAUAAAUACGACAAAAAGUCCGACGAAGUCACAAAUGUGUUUGCUAUUAUCAACUUGAAUGGCGAACAGUACAACAUCUCUGGUACAGGUAACGGUCCAAUCUCUUCCCUUUUGAACGCCUUUGGUAAGUUCUUCAAGACUGAAUUCGAGGUUGACGAAUAUUCCGAACAUUCCGUCGGCCAAGGUUCCAAGGUCAAGGCUGCAUCUUACAUCAAGAUCGAAUGCGCUGGUACUUCUCAAUGGGGUAUUGGUAGCCAUGAGUCUAUUACCAAAUCCAGUGUUAACUCCAUCAUCUCUGUGAUAAACAGCCUACUAAAUAAGAAUGUCAUCUCCAAAUGA
Pichia kudriavzevii is the source of this 1758-nucleotide messenger RNA. RefSeq lists its product as uncharacterized. The transcript has a single exon. The coding region runs from base 1 to 1758 and encodes 585 amino acids. Gene Ontology annotation, biological process: L-leucine biosynthetic process. Gene Ontology annotation, molecular function: 2-isopropylmalate synthase activity. Lineage: Eukaryota; Fungi; Ascomycota; Pichiomycetes; Pichiales; Pichiaceae. The record is from RefSeq and is a predicted model, not a curated record. Gene Ontology annotation, cellular component: mitochondrion.